Molecule: messenger RNA, 987 nt
Organism: Botrytis fragariae
Lineage: Eukaryota; Fungi; Ascomycota; Leotiomycetes; Helotiales; Sclerotiniaceae
Exons: 1
Coding region: 1-987 (328 amino acids)
Source: RefSeq, a predicted model, not a curated record
AUGGCGUCUCAACUUUUCUAUCGCGUUUAUUCACCCACAAGCGCUGGUGGCCUCGUUUGUGGCAAAGCAAAGCAGGGUUGGCAUCGCCCUUCUCAUAUAAACCUAGAACGGGAAUUCGAGAACCAUAAACAUCUCUUCAAUCGAGAACCAACCUCUUUGGUUUCGGUGACCUCUAGUAUCAUUAGAGCUCUAAAAACUGCGUUUUACAAGGCAUACGAAGAUGCACAAGAUUCUGCUGAGAUCUGGAUUGCCUUGAUUAAAGUCCCGAAUUGGGAAUCAGAUGCAUAUCAUUCUGCACAAGAGAUGGCGAAAAGGUGUCGUGCAAAAAACCCGGUGUUGUUCAAGGAUGAAUAUCUCUUCGAGUGGGAGAUUCCAAUGGAAUAUGUUGUGCAUAGAGUUUCUGUGCAGACACUCUCUGAACGUGGUCUGAAUCUAAAAGAAUACUGUGAGCAAACAUGGGAUGGAAAUUCAGAUUCUUUGCUCUACAUACUGCCACCAACUUCAGAUCUGCGGAAAAAGAUUGCAAGCACCGUGUGCGAGGUCAAUUUUGAUCGGAACGUCCACUUCUCCUAUAGCCAUAAUGAGUUUGAAAGUCACGUAAAGCUAGCGGAAAUGGCACGAGCUUUUGGAGCAAGAGCAAUGGGUUUGAAUCUUUCGUGGAAGAUCUUCGCAGAUUGCUGUAUGGAUGGUUUCUCCUGGCCAACGGACUUUGAGCAACGUUAUAACGCCAUGCAAGAGGACUGUGACGUAGUGUUAUUGGAUUGGUGGCUCCUUGGUGAUGAAUUCAGCUAUGACUAUGAGUGCCAUUUGAAACAUGCCGCUAGUUUACGAGAAAUCAUGACGUCGCAAUGGGUCAAGUUGUCAGAAAAAACAAUUUUCAUCUCUGAGGAUUCCGCCUGGUACAAAAAGGAAUUUGGAAUACUUAUGAAGAGGGAGGAAGAUAUGGAACAUGAGAUUGAGGCAGACGCGGUUAGGAUAGGGUUGUAA